AUGAGUUUUGAGAAAGGAAACUCGUCUUCUCAACACGAGGACACCCCUACUGUGUAUCUAUGCAGUAAAAUUCUGGAUGACGCAUUUUUAGUGGUGUACAUCGUUCUUGGCUUCGCCAUGUUCAUUGGAAACAUAUUCUGUUGUACUGUCUUUUUAAACACCUCUCAGUUUCGCAACUGCUAUAUGAACAUCUUUCUGGUGAGCCUCGGAGUGGCCGAUGUCUUAGCUGCCCUGUUGAUAAUCCCUGGACAUUGCGUGUUCUGUACAAGCUGCUCAAAAGAGUACGUUUUUAACGUUUUGAAUAUGGAGCAAACUUGUCAAAUCCUAGACGGAGUAAAGGACUACAUUUGGCUAGCGUCUAUCUUUAGCGUACUUUCCAUCACCUAUGACAGAUACCUGGCAGUUAAUCAGCCCCUUCGGUAUUACAGUAAAAUGACUGCGCAAACCGUUGUGAGAAUUUUAACCAUGGCAUGGUUGUUGCCUUUGCCAUUUUCCUUCAUAAAACCUGUUCUGAACGCUGCAGAUGUGGAUUUUCUAAGAGACGGUUCCCAAAGCGAAUCCGUCUUUGACGUAGCAUUGGUGAUAUGUCUGAUUAUCGUUCCAAUGGCUGUUCUAGUAAUUGCAAACGUUUCUAUUAUGAAGGCCAUCAAGAAACAGCUUGGACGAGUUGCAUCCCAUAGAGCGCGAGCUGCUGUGGAAGAUAUUAGACCGAAAGAAAACCGCGCGAAGACCAUAUCAUGCUUGAUAGUGGUCUUGGUAUUUCUUGUUAGCUGGUUUCCUCGGUCUUUGCUGAAUUUCGUGUUACUAGUUGGCAUUAACCACCUCAAAGGGCUCAAACUUCUAGAAAAAAUUUCGCUCGUGUUCCUAUUUUUUCAGUCGUCUAUUAACCCCUUGCUGUAUUCUUUUUACCGAAAAGACUUUCGUCAAGCGGCUAAGAAACUUCUUCUACGAACGGUUCCAUCGAAACUUAGGAUUUCCUUGAAGUUUAAUAAGAAUGACGAUAAUGCUAGUGUACAAAACUCAAGUUUAGAACCAGCAUUGAUUAUAAAUUCAGUGCAUUUAGCCCAGCUGUCUGAGAUAAAAAUUUAG
Messenger RNA from Porites evermanni, 1089 nucleotides. The record is from the annotation of a GenBank genome assembly. NCBI's taxonomy places the organism in Eukaryota, Metazoa, Cnidaria, Anthozoa, Scleractinia, Poritidae.